GUCAAGCGGGGCCCUCUACCGAGAUGGCCUUCUUCAAGAGCUUCCAGCAGAACCUCCCGACCGUCAACAUUUCCUCCAUCUUGGACUCGGUCAGCAGCAAAGUGGACGACCUGGCCAACGCCGUCAGCGACGUGACGUACGCCGUCAGCGAUCAGCUGACCGAGCAGGUCAACACCAUCAUCAACAAGGUCCAGGAGGAGGAGGAUGUGGAGCAGGAGUCCACCACACAAGAUGGGAAAUCUGGGAGUAGAAGCACGUGGAUGGAAACGACAAGCUUAAAAAACAACCAAAGUAACGAGGCGGUCGAGGCGGAAUACGCGCAAAGCCAGCUGGAGUGGGAAUGGAAGGACGGAUGCUGGAGGGUGAAAAAGACGGAAGCCGAGAUAGCCGAGGAAGAGAGGAGGAAGAAGGAGGAGAAGGAGUUGCUGGAGAUGAGGGAGCAGAGGAGGAAAGAGAGGAGGGAGAGGCGCUUGGAGAAGGCCGGCGAGAUUACGAAAAACGAGGAGCUUUCCCAAGAACCACAGGAAGAGGACACAGAAGCCGAAGAAUUCAAGAAAACCGAAGAAGUGAGUCAAGGCGAAGAUGCAAUACAACCCAGUGGACCUGAAGAAUGUGAUGAACCAUCAGGCCCUGAAAGCGAGAGAAGAGUCUCUGACCAGGAGGAGGAAAAGAACAAGCGAGAUGAGGAGGACAAGUGCAGCUUUGAGAGAGAAGGCGACGAUGAGGAGAUGCCGGAUGCCUCGAAGGCGAAAGUGAAAAAGAAAAAAAUGGAUAAAAAAAAGGAGAAAGCGGCUAAGAAAGCAGAGAAGGAGGCAAAGAAGAAGGAGAAAGGCAAGAAGCGUAAGAAGAAAGAGGAAAGCAAACAAGAGGCAGUUUUGACAGACAGUGAGGAGGACAGAAAACCCGAGCCUGCGGUCCGGGCCGACGUGACCGCAUUGUGCAAGGAAGUGACAGAACAGGAAGGCUACAGCAGUGAGGCCUCCAGUGAACAUGCAGCCAGCAUCAUCCAGAAGAUAAAGAAAGCGCCUUCGCUCACAGAGGGCCAGCCGCCUCCUUACCAGGACCGGGUCCCGGUGACCCGCGUGUCCUCGUCCCGUGGCCGCAGGGGGUCGUCUCCUCAGCGUUGCUCCAGUGAGGCCAGCGUGGACCAGGACACGGAGAGCUACCUCAACAAAGGCUGCGAGGAGGACAUACCCAGUGACAGCACGGCUGUGGUGGGGCCUGAGGACAGCUCUGGUCCGCUGCUUCCAUCAGCUUACGAGCCGGAGCCCCUCGCUAAAUACGGCACGCUGGAUGUGGCCUUUGAGUACGACUCCAACGAGCAGUGGCUGGCCGUCACGGUCACGGCGGCGACCGACAUCCCCGCUCUCAAACAGACGGGCAACAUCUCGUGGCAGGUCCACCUCGUCCUGCUACCCACCAAAAAGCAGCGGGCCAAGACGGGCGUCCAGAAAGGCCCGUGUCCCGUCUUCACUGAGACCUUCAAAUUCUCCAGAGUGGAGCAGGAGGCGCUGAGCGACUGCGCCGUGCGAUUUCGCCUGUACAGCAUCAGAAGGAUGAAAAAAGAGAAGGUCCUGGGCGAGAAGGUGUUCUAUCUCACUAAACUCAACCUGCAAGGGAAAAUGGCUCUGCCGGUCACCCUGGAGCCUGGAUCAGAACUUACCGGUUGCGGCUCGAUUGUGAGCGUGUCCCGCAGCGGCGGGGCCGUGUCCUAUCGCUCAGCCGAGGACACGUCCUCGCCUGAGAUCCUCCUGGGCCUCGUGUAUAACUCGGUGACGGGGCAUCUCUCCGCUGAGGUGAUCCAGGGGAGCCACUUUAAAAGCACGCCAUCUGAUAAACCCGUCAAUGGUCUAUUUUGUUGUAUAAAGCAUUUCGUUGGGGGACAGCUUUAUAUCAUGAGAGGUAAGAACCUUGUCAAAAUGGUUCGGCCUGAUUUCCUACAGAAUUCAAAUUUAUUGAACCGUGACGGAGAUGAUUGUGAAUUUCCGAGCACUUUUGCUGCAGUGAGAAGCUUGCUGUCAUACUCACUUUCCACCACUUGGUGGCUCUGUCCCAACAUCUUCCUUGCAGACACUUAUGUGACGUUGACCAUGCUGGACUCCAAGGGGAAGGAGAUGUCCAAAUUCAAGACAGCCGUGUGCCGCGGGCAGCCCAGCCCUGCCUACAAAGAAACCUUCGUCUUCCACGUGGCGCUUUUCCAGCUGUCCGACGUUUCACUGGUGCUGUCCGUGUUCUGCCGCCGUAGCACCUUGAGGCCCCGGGAACGGCUCGGCUGGGUCUCCUUGGGCCACAGCAGUACCGGCGAGGAGCAGCUGGCCCACUGGACCGAGAUGAAGGAGGCUGAGGGCCAGCAGUGCUUGAGGCGGACCGGGCUCCUCCUUUUGCUGCCACCAGCAUAGCAGACACUUCACGGGUCACAAGCAAAAACACAUUGACUGUUAAAAAAAAAAAAAAAGGGCCUAUUAUAUAUAUGCUGCAACUAUGUUCACAAGCUGUGCUUUUUCUACAGUUUUUUACAUGCAUUAUGCAAGAUCAUCUUUUUUUUUUUUUUUAAAUUCAGUCAGGUUUAAAAGAUUGAAAGAACUCGCAGUCUUCCUUAAGAAUCGGGCACAGCUGCUCGGUGAGGGUUAUCCAAGUGCAGCUUGUCUUCUCGAGUCAAUGCAGACUGAGCCUCUUCCAUUUUCUGACAAGUGGGUUGAGUCCAUUCAUGCACAAACACGGCACUUUUUCACACUACGGUGACAUAUGCAUAGCGCCGUGUCGACGGCUUCGUCUUAUUUCCUUAUUCUGAGUGAACGGAAUAUCAUGAAGAGAAAAAAUAUAUAUAUUACUGCCGCACUGAGAAGCCAAGAGAGGAGCUAAGUCCACAAGUGAAAGAGAAGAAACAUACCUGCUGAAUAGAAUCUUCACAUCUUGUGGUCUGGACACAUUUUUCUUUUCAGGUUAGGGAGGUCUUCCUGCAUGAAAUAGCUCACAAACAUUCAGCAGAAAUGAUUUCACAAUGACAAAUGACUUUUUUUGUCUCAAUCAAAACAGGAGUCAAGAAGAUGAUGUUAAUGUUCUUUUUUUUUUAAUUUCCAUUUACCUGUCUCCUGCUGGUUCAGAAUAAUGAGCCGCAUUCCGUGCACUUCCUCGGUGCACGUUGCAGAAUGACUGUAGCAUUCCGUAGAAAUGUUCCUUGCUCGGAGCCAUGGAAAACCAGCUGUGCCACAAACCCAACUCCGAGGGCAGGUUAAAAAAUACCAGCCGAACCGUUUAGUGCCUCAGAUGGGGUUGUGAAAUUAGGUCUUCAAUUUAAAAAAUGUAGGAAUAGUGCUUUGAAAACUGCCUUCUGAAUUUGGACUCCUGCCGAUUUGAAAAUAUUUGGACACAAGAACACCCCCCUGAGAGGAAAAUGGUACAAGCUAGUUUUCCUUGGCCCUCCAUUUUAUCCAUCAAAUGUCCUGUCAUUAUAUUGCAUGUCAAUUAAAAAAAAAAAAAAA
Messenger RNA from Syngnathus acus (greater pipefish), 3482 nucleotides. It is a transcript of the gene syt14b, whose product is annotated as synaptotagmin XIVb. The transcript is spliced from 7 exons. The record is from RefSeq and is a predicted model, not a curated record. Bases 24 to 2399 code for a protein of 791 amino acids. NCBI's taxonomy places the organism in Eukaryota, Metazoa, Chordata, Actinopteri, Syngnathiformes, Syngnathidae.